AUGUCUUGUUUCACGGUCCUCGCUUUACUCUGUUGCGCCAUCACCAUCCAUGCAGCGGCUGUUCAGCCACGCGCUUCUUCCUCUUCAGGCGAGUAUGGCGGAGGUGGUGGGAAACGCUUCUCUCAUUCCGGAAACCAACUGGACGGAGCCAUAACUGCCAUUAGGCUUCGGAUUAACCGAUAUUACAUUGUGGGGCUCCAGGUCCGUUACGGCAAGGAGUGGAGUAACUACGUGGGCGGCAGUUCCGGUGACCUGGAAGAGCUCUUUCUGCACCCCGGCGAAUCCAUCAUCCAAGCUUCCGGAAAAUACAAGAGCUACGUCAACAAAAUUGUGUUUGUCACCGACAAGGGGCGCUACUUCGCAUAUGGGCGGGACUCAGGCCUCAGCUACAACGCGGCACCCCUCUACCCGGGCACCGUCCUGCGUUACUUCAGCGGCAGCUCUGGUUCCGUCAUCGAUGCCAUUGCCUUUCAUUGGGACUAUUAUCCCAGUAAUUGUCCAACCUGUGGGAGAAACGGUGAGAAGUCAAAACAGUGA
Molecule: messenger RNA, 537 nt
Organism: Elgaria multicarinata webbii
Lineage: Eukaryota; Metazoa; Chordata; Lepidosauria; Squamata; Anguidae
Gene: ZG16
Product: zymogen granule protein 16
Exons: 3
Coding region: 1-537 (178 amino acids)
Source: RefSeq, a predicted model, not a curated record